AUGAAGGCACCCGUCAUUACGCUCUCUGCCAUAUCUAUGGUCAGCGCGUUUCGAGGCAUGGGCGACCUCCUCGUGCCGCGCGUACAAAACGACCCGAACCUUAAAAGGCUACCUGGUGACUUGGACACUCUCGAGGAGAGCAAGCUAACCCCUACUGGUAAACUUAUCAAGAGCAUCUUGCAAGGCAAUGGAGAUCCCCAAGACAAAAGAACGGCUUACACUGGCUCGGUUCCGGCCCUAGACUCUGCUGAGUGUGCUCGUGACAAAUGCUGCAUAUGGAAACACAUUGCAGAUGAAAUGAAGUCUAUGAUGAUUGAGAAGGGAGGGCAAUGCAAUAGCCUUGCUAGGGAGGCCGUUCGUAUGGGAUUCCACGAUGCGGGAGCGUGGUCCUUGCAUACUGGGAAGGGUGGCGGCGCAGACGGAUCUUUAGUCCUAGCAAACGAAUGCUAUGACCGGGUGGCUAACAAAGGAAUGGAAGUUGGUUGCAACCAGAUGCGGAGUUGGUACGAAAAGUAUAAGUCUUACGGUGUCAGUAUGGCGGAUCUAAUCCAAAUGGGCGCCAACGUUGCGACUGUCGUCUGUCCCCUUGGACCUCGUGUCCGCACAUUUGUCGGACGCCAAGACAACCCGAACCCAGCACCAGACGGCCUUCUUCCAAAGGAAACCGACUCGGCAGACUUUCUCAUUUCCCUCUUUUCAAAUAAAACGAUUAGCGCUAAUGAGCUUGUAGCUCUGGUUGGAGCUCAUACUACCAGCACCCAGCACUUUGUUGAUCCCGGCCGCGAUGGAGCCCCUCAGGAUAGCACGCCUGGAAUUUGGGACGUCAAGUUCUACGGCGAAACAACAAAAUGGUUUCCUCCUCAGGAGAUACUUAGAUUCAAGAGCGAUAUUGCUCUAUCUAAAGAUCCCAGGACUUUCUUGACUUGGAAAGCGUUUAGCCUGCCCAUCCUGGGCCAGAUUGGUUGGAAUAGGGCCUACGCCACGGCGUACAUACGACUGAGUUUGUUGGGGGUUUAUAAUAUUAACGAAUUAACUGAAUGCACAAAGGUACUACCGCUGCCUUCGUAG
Molecule: messenger RNA, 1068 nt
Organism: Pochonia chlamydosporia 170
Lineage: Eukaryota; Fungi; Ascomycota; Sordariomycetes; Hypocreales; Clavicipitaceae
Product: ligninase H2 precursor
Exons: 3
Coding region: 1-1068 (355 amino acids)
Biological process (GO): cellular response to oxidative stress; response to reactive oxygen species; hydrogen peroxide catabolic process
Molecular function (GO): peroxidase activity; heme binding
Source: RefSeq, a predicted model, not a curated record